Monomorium pharaonis (pharaoh ant) is the source of this 5680-nucleotide messenger RNA. Its product is annotated as glycogen synthase kinase-3 beta. Gene Ontology annotation, biological process: negative regulation of canonical Wnt signaling pathway; signal transduction; protein phosphorylation. Gene Ontology annotation, cellular component: cytoplasm; cytosol; nucleus. The coding region runs from base 2848 to 4287 and encodes 479 amino acids. NCBI's taxonomy places the organism in Eukaryota, Metazoa, Arthropoda, Insecta, Hymenoptera, Formicidae. The transcript has 7 exons. The record is from RefSeq and is a predicted model, not a curated record. Gene Ontology annotation, molecular function: protein serine/threonine kinase activity; ATP binding.
UAUUUAUAGCUUUGAGUUCAAGUUAUUAAUAUGUAUCCUUAUGACGUGACAAAGGAUACAUUAUGAUUAGAGAGUAUUGCGACACUAUGGGCGAUAUUAUCGAUAUACGUCAUUACAAUCUUAGCGUAGUGUUUAAAAUGAACAGCUUAAUCGAACGUAAUAUAAAUAUUUAUAGCAUGUCUGAAUGAUUUUGUCUAGAACGCUGCAUCAUUAGCGUCGACCGCAGAUAAAACUUCUAUUUUUCCCGGCCUAAUAACGUCAUAAAGCAAGUUAUAAAUUUCCUCGUCCUGGAAUUAAAACAACGCGAAUCGCGAGAUACUUUGAUCGUUCCUAUGAAUUAUCACGUUUUGCGACAUCACGAAAACAUUAUCGAGAUAUAAGAUAAUCAUCUCUAUUAUAGCAAUUUCUACGAAGCAAUUUUUGCAGCGUAAGAAGAAGCGUUACGUUUUUCAUCUUAUUAAUUCUAUAAUCUUACUAUGUAAGGGCACGAGAUGUUGAAAAGCAUUUCGAUGCAUAUAUCACAAUUAUUGAAUAUUUACCUCAACAAUGUUAUCACACAUACUUGACAUACUUAUACAUUAAAAUAUAUCACCUUCAUGAAUACAUUGUGACCGCGUCAUCGUGAUCCGUAUUCGUGUCCCACAUUUAACGUAUUUAAUACGGAAAGAGUUCCCUUGGAGAUCAUUAUCACAAGUCAGCAAUCACGUAAACGCGCUAAAUGUGGAACGCGAAUUAAUUCGCUUUUACUUGAUUUCAACUUUUUACGAACUCGGAAUUUCAAUUCUGCCAAAGGCGAUUCGAUCUAACAAAAAUGAUAUCUUUGUCUACAAUCCGUGCGAUGCCGUUUCGCAGACUGCUCGCCUUAUUUCAUCUUAUCAGUAAUCGAAUCAGUAGCGCAAAUUGCUGGAGCAACGAAAGUCGAGUCUAACGGCUCGAACGCGAUCGACGCGAUUAUUCACUUUCCCGGCCAGACGUUCGCUCUCUUCCGGCUAUCCCUCUUUUUUCCUCUCUGCCACGUGCAGGGUCGGUUGUACACAGUGUCAGAGAACCAUCAUCUCGAACGUUUUAGCCAAAGAAAAUUCAAAUCUAUUGUGGGCGGAAAAGCUAUCAACUUAAAAACUUUUAUUCAAUUCUGAGAUUGCUUUAAAAUUGAUUUAAAAUUUUUAGAAUUUAAUUUACUUAGGUGACUUGAGUCAAAGAUAUGAACGUAUGACUAGCAGUUGGUACAUCGAAUAAUUUUAAUGUUAAACAGGACGGAAACAAUGGGGUCGAAAAAAGUUCUCAGAGAGAUUUGGAAUACAUGAAUGAGAAACAUGAUGAAUGAAAAGUACGGAUUCCACAUUCUUUUUCACGUUCCAGUGAUAAAUUAAAAUUCAUUCUACCUUACCAAUGUACGUCAUACGGUAAUUAUUGUAUGGAAUUAUAAUUAUCAUGUGGCCAGAAAUAUCUCGGUUGGAAGACAAAGGGUUGAUCCGGCGCUGCUCUCCCACCGCGGCACCCUGAAACACCCAGCGCGAGUGACGGGCUCCUCGGUCGGCGGUGCGCACGGCUUUAGUCGCGUGCCGGUAGUCCAUCGUGAAUCAACGCACUUAUUGCGUGUUGUAAGUCGGCUCGGGCCGACUCCGGCGGUGGUCCCGUUCGCGAAUCGCGCCGAUCCGGCACCCAACGCGUGAUCUGCAUCGUAACUCUACUUAUUAGUCCAUUCGGAAACGCAGUCAUCGUUAUCGCAAUGGAAUAAGUGUGCAUUUCAGAAGGGAAAGAAAAGGAAUGGAAUUUUUGCUAGUCUGAAUUAAAUGUUGAUCGACGGAUGAAGAAUCUCUCGAUGAAGACGUGUAAAGAAUUGGAAGUUUGAGGAUUAGAUACCUUCGAGAGAAAACAGACUUGAGUAAUAAAAGUUUCAUUAUUUUAUAGAAAAAAGUGUGAGAAGCUUGUGUUAAUUUAAAUGUGAGUGCUUGAAGUGCUCUUGUGUGACAGAACAGAGAGAGUUACCGUUUGCGAUAUCGAUAUAGAUUGAGCCAUCGGAAAAAUGUUUAAACACACACUCUUAAUUAAAUAAAAAAAAAAAAUUAUUUAAAAUAUAUCAGUAAUCUAUAUGUCAGUAACUAGUGAUUUUUGUAAAAUCACUUGAAGGCAAAUAUUUACUGAAUGUAGUAGAUUGAAGUAGUCGAUUAUCCAAGUAAUCGUAUCUUGAUAUGGUGAAGAAUUCUUUCUCUAUUUGAAAAAGAAAAUAUGAACGAAUAUUGAACUUUACUUUGUGAACAUUUGACUUAAAGAAAUCGUCGAUUCUGCAAGGUUUGAAAAAGGAUACAGGAAACUAUUUCCUCGUUUUAGAAAGAACACAAAAACAACUUCACAGAAGUACCAUAAUAAACCAGAAGUGUUCGUUCGUAGAAAGACAACUGGAAUGCGUGAUAUAGUUGACAUAUAAAUAAGUGAAAAAAUCUAGUAGAAUGUAUUUAUAAAAUUGCAAUUUUUUAUGAUUUAAAUUUUCUGAAUAAAAAUGAGCAAAUCGAGAUAACCUAGAACAAAUGUAAGCAAAUAUGCAUAAUAGAGAAUAACUUCUAUCUGUGAUUUAAACAUUAAAAACGUUGUAAUAAUAAGCGUAUUGAUCUAUAGUACAAAAAGUAGUAAAAGAACUGUACGAUCGAGAACCGAUAGAAGGAAAUUUCUGUGCUACACAAUUAGCUGCGGAGAGGCUAGUCGAGACCUAGUCACAUUUUGAAGAAUUAAGUGAAGCGAUGAAAAUGUAAUUUUGAUCUCCAUAUUUCAAAAUAUGAGACAGAACAAAAACGAAGUGUAGUCGUGAAAUAUCGUGGGACGUUUCAGUAAUUGAUUAAUCUCUAAAUCAUGGCUCCAGCAAACAAUCUCGAUUGGUCAGAGCCGUGUCAACAAUGGCGAUAUCCAAAAAUUUGUUCGACAACCGCCGGACAGAAAAACGAGCGUCCUAAGAGCGCUGUGGAACUAGGUGGCAAAGAGGCCAACUCUGCCUAUAAAAAGUUCUGCAAGUUCUUACGUCGACUAAGCAAUAAGAAACGCAAGGAUGGCAGCAAGGUAACGACUGUGGUAGCGACUCCCGGUGCUGGUCCGGAUCGUCCUCAGGAGGUCGCGUAUACUGAUACCAAGGUCAUCGGCAAUGGCAGCUUCGGUGUGGUAUACCAAGCAAAACUCUGCGAUUCGGGAGAGAUGGUUGCUAUCAAGAAGGUCCUUCAAGAUAAGCGAUUUAAAAACAGGGAAUUACAAAUCAUGCGACGCCUUGAGCACUGCAACAUUGUGAAACUCAAAUAUUUCUUUUACUCUAGUGGUGAUAAGAAGGACGAGGUUUAUCUUAAUCUAGUCCUGGAAUACAUACCCGAAACUGUGUACAAAGUCGCUCGACAUUAUAGCAAAAGCAAGCAGACGAUACCGAUCAGUUUCAUCAAGUUAUAUAUGUAUCAACUGUUUCGUUCGUUGGCAUACAUCCAUUCACUGGGUAUCUGUCACAGGGACAUCAAGCCCCAGAAUUUGCUUUUAGAUCCAGAUACUGGUGUCCUGAAGCUAUGCGAUUUCGGUUCAGCCAAACACCUUGUGAAGGGCGAACCAAAUGUGUCCUAUAUCUGCAGUCGUUAUUAUCGCGCACCUGAACUUAUUUUUGGUGCUAUUGACUACACUACAAAGAUUGAUGUUUGGAGUGCAGGUUGCGUACUAGCAGAACUACUGCUAGGUCAACCGAUAUUUCCCGGCGAUAGUGGUGUCGAUCAGCUGGUAGAGAUUAUUAAAGUUCUCGGUACGCCUACGCGUGAUCAGAUACGUGAGAUGAACCCCAAUUAUACAGAAUUCAAAUUCCCACAAAUUAAGUCGCAUCCCUGGCAAAAGGUGUUCAGGGCGCGCACGCCGCCGGAGGCGAUGGACCUGGUAGCACGACUACUGGAAUACACGCCAUCGUUGCGCAUGACCCCGCUGCAAGCGUGUGCACACUCAUUCUUCAAUGAAUUACGCGAACAGGGCACGCGGUUGCCAAGCGGCCGUGAAUUGCCGCCACUCUUUAACUUCACUGAGCACGAACUGCGGAUCCAGCCGAUCCUUAACAGCAUGCUGAUACCCAAAUACAUGCAAUCGGCCGCCACCACCGGUACGGAAGGAAAUCCCGGCGGGGGCGGCGGAGGCGGAGGUGGCGGCCAGUCGGACGCCACGGGCGCCGCUGCCAGUGCUAGCGGUAACUCUAGUGAUAAUAGCGCCAACAAUCCCACCACUAACACUACCACUACAAACACGCAAAAUACUGAUGCCAGCCAAUCGAACAUGGCUUGAACCGCUUUAUUCUAUCUUCUACUUUUCUUUUCUUUUUUAACGUUAUUAAAGAGUUGAAUUAUAACGUUGUUAUGGUGGCAUGACGAAGUAAUCAUCUUCUGACGAGGAUGUCCAUGUUGUAAAGGCGAUGUACUGUUGCGAAGUAUAUAGACAUAAGAUUUUCAUCUUCUCUCUAGCGAGAAAUAGCGUAGUACAGCGACGCGAUUCAGCGAAAUUAAGGCUCCUCGUUCGUCCCCGUAAACACAUUAAGCAGGAGAUGCUAACUUCCUUUAUUUUAACGAGGACGGAUUUAAUUCAUAAUUUCUAGAAGGCAGAACGUAAAAUCAACUUCUCCCAUUACUUACUGACUUUUGUUGACAAAGACGGCUAAUUGGUCGACUUAUUAAUUCAAAUAUUGUUUCAAAUGUUGUUUGUGUACAAUGAAACUACAUGGCAACUACAAUUCUAUAAAUUUAAGAACCAAGAUUCUUCUACUUCAUCUAUUUAUCUCUCUAAUGAUAAAAUUGCUACUCUCAUAUAAAACAAAUAUAUAAAUAAACGAAUUCCGAAAGAGGAGAACUAGUUGCUGUGUACUAUAAUCACAUUUAGGAUUUUUAUAAAGACGUUCCUAGUAAACUAUAAAGCUAUAUAUAUAGUUAGCAAGGAUAAAUAGAAAAAAAUUAUAUUAAUUUUACAAUCGCAUGAAAUAGAAGUAUAUAUGUAUACCGAUAUCCUCACGCGUAUAGUUUUCAUAACAUGAUAAGUAUAAAUUGCACAUUCUGAUUAAGUACAUAAUUUAUAAUUUAUAACAUGAGGAAAAAGCCCUGACAAGGUCUGACGUCUUUUCCAAAAUUAGAGAUAGAUGUCAAAGUUGUGUCUGAUAUAAAAUGAACGAAAAUCAAGAGAAAUAUUACAUUUUUCUUCUAACAUCUGUGCAUGACUAAGUAGAUAACACGCAAUUAUUAUUUAGUACAUCCAUAGAUUCCAAUAUGACGUCACAUCUCAUUUCUUGUUAAUGAAUUAUUUCAGUUUGGUUAGUUUUUGAAGAUUAGAAUUAGUCGGCGUCGAAAUUCGCCUCUUCUUUCCAAAAAGGGAAUUUGGACCCUACUAUGUGGGCAUAUAAUAUCAAAAAGAUUUUACAAACGUUGAAAGAUAUUUUUUUAUAUGUUACAACUUACAUUUAAUAGAAUAGAUUUACGAAAUGCGCUGAGAGAGUUGGUAAACAUCUGUGAAACUGUCACAAAAAAAUUUAUUUUUUAUAUUGACAUGUAUAGGUCAUCUAAUUAAUUUAUCUAUUAUAAAGAAAAUGUUAAAAUUGUUUCUAAGUUUAUUCUAUCAAUUAUAAACUGUGACACAUGUGAGAGAAGCUAAUUUAUGUAUAAUAAUUACUUUCAUGUGCAUGCGUGAGAAAAAA